AUGGAUGAGAUAUUUGUAGGAAAUCCUUCGAAGAGGGAGAUAGAGAUGCAUCUCCGAAACAAGAAGCAUUCUCUGCUGAACAAUGCCGGGCUUCGAGGUGAUAUCUUAAGCAAGAGAGUGGAGGAAGAAUCUGGGGGAGACGGGACCGAUCCAGAGUUUGUAAAGAGCAGGAUCUACUCGGAUAGUCCAGGAUACCCUACGAGGGAUGGGCUUUCCAGAAAAAAAGCAUCUGUUGGGCAUAAGAUGGAAAGUAGAAGGGAGGCGCUAAUUGAGAAGGAUUCUAAUGUGAAGGCAGAAAUGAAAUGGGAAGGUAGCAGAAGUAGAGUAGCGUCUAAAAGAACUGUCGAAAGGAACACCAUCAAGAACUCUGGAUAUAGACAUGUUAUUCUUGUAUUUGAUGGGAGCUGCGGGCAUCUAGGUACCGGAGGCAGAAGACAUAGAAGAAAGGUUAGGUUUAACACCCACAGCACUGUGGGUAAGCCCCAUAACACUGGAGAGCCUUCUUCGAUAUUGCUCCCUUCGUCCAAGCCAAGGAAGCUUCCAAGGACACGGAAAAAAGAAAAGAUCUUUGUGGAGAGCUUGCCACCGGAUACUGACAGUGGCUCGGGGGCUUGA
This is a messenger RNA of Encephalitozoon cuniculi GB-M1, 615 nucleotides long. RefSeq lists its product as uncharacterized. The record is from RefSeq and is marked provisional. Bases 1 to 615 code for a protein of 204 amino acids. Lineage: Eukaryota; Fungi; Microsporidia; Unikaryonidae. The transcript has a single exon.